Meloidogyne enterolobii is the source of this 450-nucleotide messenger RNA. The record is from the annotation of a GenBank genome assembly. NCBI's taxonomy places the organism in Eukaryota, Metazoa, Nematoda, Chromadorea, Rhabditida, Meloidogynidae.
AUGAAAAUUAAUUUAGCAAUAUUUUUAUUGCUUUUAUUAUUUUCAAUAUUAAACAAUUUAAAUGCUUCUGGAGGUAAGGGAAAAGGUAAAGCUCCUGAAACUUCAAGUCAACAUGACUAUAAUUUACGUUCUUCGAAAGGAAAUAGUCAUCGAAUUUUGGUCAUUGCUGCGUAUAACACAUUUAUACAAAGCCAUUACAAAUUUGCAAAACAAAUUUCUUUGAUUAUUGCGGAUAGUGAUCUAAAAGAGCAUAUUGAAUUUAUUGUAAGUUGAAGAAGUAAUGGAAUUGGAAAUUAUAGUUGAGGAGUCGUUAGUGAGCGAAAUAGGGAAUAAAUUAUUAAAAUUAUGAUUUUUUAAAAAAGUUCCAAUCUUUGGCUUUAUUGGCUGUAGCAUCUGGAGAUAUGUAUAAAUAAAAAAUUUUGAUAUUAAAGAGUUAAUUGAAUAAUAGUA